Molecule: messenger RNA, 4040 nt
Organism: Mya arenaria
Lineage: Eukaryota; Metazoa; Mollusca; Bivalvia; Myida; Myidae
Exons: 4
Coding region: 417-881 (154 amino acids)
Source: RefSeq, a predicted model, not a curated record
CGCCAUUUUAGCACACGGAAAGCAAGAGCUUGAAAAGUUCUGCAGAAGAUUUGUAUUGUUGUACACAGUAAAGUUGUCACUAUGGCUUCCACAUCAACGAAGAGGGGAGAAGGCCUUAAUGGAAAGCCCUUGCGAGUGAAAGUCGUUGCCAGGGCAGAAGUGACCAAGUACAAGGGACAGGGAGGGGACGAGAAGCUAUGUUUAUGUGUGGCAGUGAGUGAUGGAGAGGUUUGCCAGCAAGCAAAGAUAUAUGAAAAGAAACAUUUCACGCGCUUCUCCCGCGCUUCUCCGUUGGAACAUCCCUUGUGUUAAGGGAUGUAAUCAGAAGGUCUGAUGAAGGUGGCUACCUAGUGGUAACAAAGUUCACUAAGGUCUUUGUCACCAGUGGAGUGGAAGUGCCUGCAGCCCAUGAGGAGAUGGGAGUGAAGCUGCUGAAUCCACCGCCAGCCAAGCAGGUGACCCUUACUGAGGCACUGAAAUCGCCACAGAAGGAGAAAAUUUCUGUAACUGGAAUGAUCGUGCAGGAAGAAGCAGUCAAAACAGUAAAUGUGAGGGGUGAGGAUGUACCAAUAAAGGUCAUCAUUUUGGAAGACACUUCAAAGGCAAAAGCAAAGGUCUCGUUGUGGCGUGAUGCCAGUAUGUCGCCAACCAGACCUGGUGACUUCGUUGUGGUGACCAACCAGUAUAGAGGGGAGACAAGCCUGUCAACUACAAACAGGACCAAAGUUGAGAAAAUUGAAACGCCAUUAACAAGAAGGCAAGUCAAGGUGGUUGGAUUGUCAGUUGACGGACCAACAGCAGACUUAUUGCUGGAAGAUGAUGACAUCCUGACUGUCAGCAGAAUUAUUGACAAAUGUUGUGCCUGCUGGCACAGACAUUGAGACGCUCUCAGCUGAUGGACCAAUUGCAAUGACAGUGGAGACAAAGGCAUCUGAAGUCGUCAAUAUUGAAAUGCUUAGUUAAUUUUUGAUACACUUUUUGGCCAUUUAAAGCUUUACAUGGCACUCAACCUGAACAUCGAUUUACCUUUCUUGUAACAGACUAUUGCAGUACAUGGCUUAACAUCAAAGAUCAUAUUUACUAAAUGUAAAUUAUAAGAUAUCAAAAUAUAAUAUAGAGAAAGAAAGAAAUCCAUUAUUGUGUUUUUACAUUAUUUUUUAUGAUUUUACAAACUUCUUUGAAUAAGAAAUAAAAUAAAGACAUUUAUAUAUCAUAAACAUCUACAUUUUUGUGUUGUAAAAGUAUGCAUUAAAUAACUUUUAAUGUUUGGUACUUUUUGACCCAUUAACAUUUAUUCACAUCGCCUGUUGUUUUGUUCUGUAGCUCUGUUUGUUCAUACAUGGCAAUGUCAAAGUUGGGUUUGCAUUACAAUAAUAGGACAAUGGUUCUAUAGUAAAUAUAAUAUCUGACCACCAUUAAUAAACCUGUAAUGACUUCUACACCUGUAUAAUUGUUUGGGUGCAUACCGUAAGUAGAGUACAAAGUUAUGUACCUUCACUUAGUUACCGUCACAAAAUACUGCCUUGCACAUAUUUAUAUCUUGUAUUAGUUAAACUAUGUAGCUUACAAAGUAUAUGAUGUUGGGAUAUGAAUAUAUGUACAAGAAUAUUAAGCCACAUUCAUUUGUUGUUAAAUGGUAUCUUGCAUGCUACCUUGUGUGGCUGCUCUGCUUGUCAUUACAGUAUUACAACAGCUUGUGUUUGCCAUAUCUCCAAUAGUAUUUAAGUCUAGGUCGCAAAACUUAACAAGAAUAUCAUCCCUAAUAUGUAGUUGUGCACAUGGGUUUUGGUUUAUCUUUAUGACUGUUUGUCUGUCUGUCAUAAGCAUAUAACUAAAUGUUAAAAUGUUGGCCAGCAUAUGUGUGUUACUUAUAUUAUGACCCUUGCUUUUGUGAGAAAUGUCUAAAUUUGGUGCAUAUGUGUCCAUACAUCUGUGUCCUAUGGACACAUAGGUAGUUGUUUUUUUCUUUGUUUAAACUGUACAUAUUUUCAACUGACAACAUAUGAUCUCUAUAGUUCAUUUCACUUAAAAGUGGUGCCUAGUGUUAAAGGUUUUCGACUUAGUUUCAACAUCUUAAACCAUUAAUAGUUCAUGCAUCCAUUCUAGUCAUCUUUAGUGUAUUUUAAAUACAUAUUAGCAUUAUUUAUGUUUGCUUGUUUUCUAUGACAAAGCUGUAUACAUUUGAACUUACAACACAUGAUCUCUUUUGUUUGUUUGAGUAAAAGUUGCGUUUUGUGUAAGAAGUUAUCAACACAGUUUAAUAAUCUUCAACCAUUAAUAGUUGAUGACACCAUCCUAGUAACCUCUUGUCCAUUUAAAUUUUUUAGGUUAAUGUUUGCAUUCUUUAUUAUUGUUAUAUUAUGUCAAAACUAUAUAUUUACAACUUACAACACAUGAUCUCUUUUAUGCAUGUUAGUGAAUGUUGUGUUUAGUAAGAAGUAAUCACCAUAGUUUCAUAACCUUUAACCAUUAAUAGUUGAUGAACACAAUCCUAGUCAUACCUUGUUCACAAUCCUAGUCAUGCCUUGUUCACAAUCCUAGUCAUGCCUUGUUCAUUUUGACUGAAUGUUUGCAUUGUUAUGCUUGAUUUUUAUGUUUAAACUGUAUAUAUUUGCAACUUUGUAAUUACAACUUAUAACACAUAAUAUCUUUAAUGGAUUUUAGUAAAACUGGUGUUUUUUGUAGUAUGUUACAACAUAGUUGCAUAAUGUUCUACCAUUCAUAGUUGAUAAACAAUGUUCCAGUCAUUUUCCUUCGUUUUAAGUAAAUGUUUGCAUUAUGUAUAAAAUUAUGCUUGUUAUUUUAUGACAAAACUGUAUAUAUUUGCAACUUACAACACAUGAUCUCUUUAGUGCAUUUUAGUAACCAUUGUGUUUUUUGUAAGAUUUUAUCAACAUAGUUUCAAAAUCUUGAUUCAUGACUACUUUAUGAACACAAGGCACACUAGUCACUCCUUUUUCAUUUCAAUGUCAGUUUAAGUAUUCUUAAUAUGUUUUUUUUUAUUUGCAAUUUAUACACAUGAUCUCAUCAUUAGAUCAACUAUUGAAAGAAUAAGGAGAUAUAUAGUACUUGCCGUGUUGUUGCUGUCAGUGUCGAGUCACACCUUUGUUUAGGUUUUGCAUGCAAGUACCAAUUACAUUAUAUAUCAAACUUUAUACUAGGAUUGCCAACCAUUACACCAAUUGAAAUGUGCAAGUAAGAGAACUCUAUCAUGUAUUUAAUGUAAAUUAUGGCCCUUUCAUUUUAUACUUAGAAAUUCUAGUUAAAAGUUUUGCAUGCAACUGCAAUAAAGUCCAAAUCUCUGUAGCCACUUGCAUUAUUACAUUAAAACUUCAUACUAGGCCUACCAACAAUCACACCAUUUGAAAUUUCCAUGUUAGAUAACUUUGUAAUGUAUAUACUGUGAAUUAUUGCCCAUCCAUCUUAUACUUUAUAAUUCAAAAGCUGUCGUUAUUUAUAUUCAUUAGAAAAUAAACAGUUGGUGUUCAGUUUUUGGGCUUUGUUAAUAUUCUAACCCAUACUACAUGUAUGUAUCCUUUUUCGUGUAUGAUCUGUUCUGCAUUGUGCUAAAUCUAUUUUGGUAUUUUAAAGGUAUAAGCAGUGUUCUGUAAAAAAAUGAUAUGUUUCAUUUUGCAUAUUAGCAAUAUAUUGUAUAUCACAUUGUUUCUUAUAUUCCGAAAAAAAAAGAUCCAAUAACAUGUGUUACAAGAACCUUUAAAAAUCAUGAAAUCCAACUUGAUACUUGUAUGUGUUUUAACUGAUGCAUGUUUCAUUGAACGUUCUGUUAACACUACAAUCUUAUUUAAUUCUAACAAGUAUACGAAAUUAUUACAACACAAUUAUUGUAAUAAAUGUAGAUUGUUUUUUGUCUGACCUGAAUGUCUGCCUUGCUAUACUUUUUAUUAAAUUCACAAAAGUUUAGUCUUACACAGAGUUUUGUUGCAACUUUAUUGUUUUAUCUCGUCUGUUUUGAUACUAUUUCUUUUAUCAGAAACUUUUGAUAUGUAUUUACAAAAACAAUGUUCAAACUGGCAAUAAAU